CAGUGUCCACUGUCCAGUCAGGGCCCAACAUUCGAUACAAAUGUGGCGAUCCUGUAAACCACGUAUUCUUCUUCAAGAAGUCAUCAAUUGAUUCAAUUCCCACCUAAAACACAAAAACCGUCGCAAACUGUGGUAAGAUAAUACAGUACCAUUACCAUCUGACGCGCAAAUGGCUGCUAAGCUAAUGCAUGCGAUUCAAUAUUCUGGCUAUGGUGGUGGAACUGAUGCUUUAAAGCAUGUUGAAGUUGCUGUUCCUGAUCCAAAGUCUGAUGAGUUAUUGCUUAAAAUUGAGGCUGCAACUUUGAACCCAAUUGAUUGGAAGAUUCAGAAGGGUGUACUUCGUCCCCUCUUACCCCGCAAGUUCCCUACUAUACCUGGAACUGAUGUUGCUGGGGAGGUAGUCCAGGCUGGAUCUGCUGUAAAUAGGUUUAAAACUGGUGACAAAGUCGUGGCCGUGCUUAGUCAUGCUACUGGGGGUGCACUAGCUGAAUAUGCCGUGGCGAAGGAGAACCUGACAGUUGCUAGACCACCAGAAGUAUCAGCAGCAGAAGGUGCUGCCUUACCUGUUGCUGCCCUCACGGCUCACCAAGCUCUCACCCAGUUUGCCAACAUCAAGCUCGAUGGAAGUGGUGAAAGGAAGAACAUAUUGAUCACGGCUGCAUCAGGGGGUGUGGGCCACUAUGCGGUCCAGCUGGCAAAGCUCGGGAACACGCAUGUAACAGCAACAUGUGGAGCCCGCAACCUAGAUUUCGUGAAAGGCUUGGGUGCCGAUGAGGUUCUUGACUACAAAACUCCGGAAGGGGCGUCCUUGACAAGCCCGUCAGGAAAGAAAUAUGACUACGUAGUCCACGGUGCAAGCGGAAUCCCUUGGUCCACCUUUGAGCCCAAUUUGAGUGAAGCAGGUAAGGUAAUAGAUUUGACUCCUGGCCCAACUGCAAUGAUGACAUUUGCUUGGAAAAAGCUAACAUUCUCCAAAAAGCAGCUGGUGCCUCUGCUUUUGAUACCAAAGAUCCCCAACUUUGAAUAUGUUGUGAAUUUGGUAAAGGAAAAGAAGCUUAAAACAGUCAUAGACUCUAAACAUCCCUUGAGUAAAGGUGAAGAUGCUUGGAGUAGGAUAAUGGGUGGUCAUGCUACAGGGAAGAUUAUAAUCGAGCCUUGAAUAGAAAAUAUUGAUGCAGACCCGCUAUAUAUUGCUUGAAGGUUACAAACUUUUAAGUUUAUAGUACUUGAGUUAUACUUUCCUAGUUGUAAACAUUCAAGUAUUUCAUAAUGUUAUACUUUCCUAGUUUCCUCCA
Molecule: messenger RNA, 1295 nt
Organism: Spinacia oleracea (spinach)
Lineage: Eukaryota; Viridiplantae; Streptophyta; Magnoliopsida; Caryophyllales; Amaranthaceae
Source: RefSeq, a predicted model, not a curated record